Molecule: messenger RNA, 1417 nt
Organism: Nicotiana tabacum (common tobacco)
Lineage: Eukaryota; Viridiplantae; Streptophyta; Magnoliopsida; Solanales; Solanaceae
Product: transcription factor MYB35-like
Source: RefSeq, a predicted model, not a curated record
AUGGGAAGGCCUCCUUGUUGUGAUAAAGCAAAUAUCAAAAGAGGCCCGUGGACUGCUGAGGAAGAUGCAAAAAUUCUUGCUUAUGUAGCCUCUCAUGGAAUUGGCAACUGGACGUUGGUCCCUCAGAAAGCAGGUCUCAAUAGGUGUGGAAAAAGUUGUAGGCUCAGAUGGACCAAUUAUCUACGCCCUGAUCUUAAGCAUGACAACUUCACACCUCAAGAAGAAGAGUGCAUCCUUGAGCUUCACAAAACCAUUGGUAGCAGGUGGUCUUUAAUAGCAAAGCAAUUACCUGGGAGAACAGAUAAUGACGUCAAAAAUUACUGGAACACAAAACUCAAGAAAAAGCUUGUGAACAUGGGAAUUGAUCCUGUAACACAUAAACCAUUUGCUCAAGUCUUUGCUGAGUAUGGAAAAAUCAGUGGCCUUCCAAUUCAAAAUACAAGAAAUAAUAUCUGUUUGCCCAACAAUACCACUGAAAUAUCAAAGCAAUUUCCAUUCUCAAGUGGAACUCCACAUGACAAAUUUGUUCACAACAUUAUGAAUGAUCAGUUACAAGAAAACUACUCCACUCAGAAAUACACAUGGGAUCUUAAGCCUCAGUAUCAAGUCAUCCAUGAGGAGACUCUUCAAACAAACAGUUUUAGUGAAGUCUCCCCCUUGAUUUCAUCAGCAACUUCUUUUAACCCAACAGUAUUCAGCUCAUCGUCUUCUUACGCUUCCGUGCAAUCUCAGGUUCGAGUUAAUUUUACGUAUGACCAUUAAAGAAACCCUCUAUAACAGUAAAUCCACAUUAAAGUAACUAAUUUUUAUACACUAUAACAGUAAAUCCGCAAAAUUUUGCCCACAAUAAUAGUAAAGUCACCUUGAUGGCAGGAGCGAAGGUAUAUAGCCCUAAGGGUGGUCAACUGAUCACUCUUUGUCGAAAAAUUACAUUAUAUAUGUAGGUAAAAUAUUAGAUUUUAAUGGUAUAUAACAUAUAUUGAACACCCUUUAUAGGGUAUUUUCUUUGCUUAUUUCAAGUCGAGUGACCAUGCGUAAAAUUAAUCUUAUCAGGUUCAUACCACGGCAUGUUCUUCGUCAACAUCUACUUGGAACGAGUUUGUACUUGGAGAUCUGUGUACAUCCACAGAUACAGAGCAAAAACAGGAAUACCAACUCCAAGCUGGGAUAUAUUUGUCAAAGGAUCUGUCAAGUUCAGUUCACAAGGACAAUCCCACUUGUGGGGAAGUGACUGAAGUUGAGGAAAAGCAAUCUGUUGAAGAAACCACUUGUUCCUCUGCUGUGGAUUCAUUCGUGGACACUAUCUUGGCUCGCGACAAGCAAAUGCUAAUGGAUUUUCCUCCACUUCUAGAUUUGUAUCUUGAUUAUUGACUCUUGAUAUAAUUUCGCGAGUUGGAAUAAAUGUUAACAGGACUCU